AUGGCAGACCAAGUUCAGGAUUUAUUGACUAGGCUUUCCUUGGAGUUAAGUGUUACAGAACCUGCCAAAUUGAAAGAACACAUGGCGUAUCUACAAAGACGAGCCGCGCGCCUGGGAUGUUACUAUGAGCGUUUCCCAAAAUAUCCCGCAAUCCCGGAUCAGAUCGAGCACACCGAAGCAUUCAUCGACUUGUUGAGUGACUUGAGAACUCGGGGUGGAAACAAGAAAGACAUCGCGGAGCUACAGCGUGAACUUCGCGCGCAAAUGCGCAAGGAUGAUUAUGGUGGGUCAGAGGUCUUGUACCGCAGGUCUCUAGCCCGUAGAAUCCAACGCGUGAUUGAUGCUACGAUGUCUGCUCUUAGGACUGAUAUUUCUGAGUGGGAAGAUAUGAAGAAGGCGAUGGCAAAGGAGUCAAGGAAUCCUGCCAAGUCUAUCAAGACGGUUAGCGAAGACUAG
Molecule: messenger RNA, 456 nt
Organism: Fusarium pseudograminearum CS3096
Lineage: Eukaryota; Fungi; Ascomycota; Sordariomycetes; Hypocreales; Nectriaceae
Exons: 1
Coding region: 1-456 (151 amino acids)
Source: RefSeq, a predicted model, not a curated record